AUGGGAGUUAAAGGGGGCUUCGCCAGUUUGUUCUCCGAAAAGAAAGAAGCGCGAGCCCUGAGAGACGUAUGGCAGGAGCUUCGAGCGAAAGACUCGACUCCGUUGCCGUUGAUUGUCGUUGACGGUAUGAACUUCCUGAUGUGCCUUGCUGGUCGGGUGGAGGGAUCAGGACUCCCACGCUUGCAAGAACUGAAUGACCUGUUACGGUGCACCCUUACAGCUAUCCUAAAGGCUUGCCCCGACGCAUCGCUACACUUCGUUUUUGACGGGCUCCGCGAUGAGGAAGGGUAUCAGACCAAGGCUUCCGAAACCUCCAGGCGCCGGGUGAAGGCACUUGCAGAAACAGCUGAAGCCGUUGCCACCUUGCAACAGCUCGGGUUUUCCAGACGUGGCGGUGCUGUCAGGGCCACCUUACCCUUGAUGACACUCCUGAAGGAAGUUGCGGGCAGCUUACCAGGGACCGGAACCCACCGCAUUUUCAGGGCUCAGUCCCGUGUCACCGACCCUGAUGUCGCCGUGGCACUGUAUGCCACGCAGCAUCGCGCGGUUCUGCUUCUGUCCGACGACUCAGACUUCAUUGUUAGCUUUGAAGGCUGCAUUCUGUUGGGCCGGUCGUUCGAGUUCUGCCCCGAACCAGACGGCCUGAAAGCCAAGACCCUCUCUGUGAAGGACAGGUGUUUCAUUCUCGGUGUGGGUAGUAUGGACGACUUGCGCAUCUAUGCUUGUCGGGCAGGCACUGAUCUCACACCGUCUGUGGAGUCCGGGCCAGAUGAGCCAGGCUGUUUGGGCGAGAAGCCCCCCUGGCGAGAGGUCGUAGCUGACCUGCUCAGGGAACAUGCUGAUGCUGAGCUCUUCUUCAGACAGUAUGACCUGUCAAGUUACACCGAAGACGUAGCAAACACAUGGAGAUACGGUGGUGAACUUGCGUGCGGCCUUACAUCCAUGGUGCCACCCGGCGAUCUGGAUCCCUUGGCUGAAGAAUUCUGCAAUGAAGUGAACGUCCGGCCGGCUGAUGGCGCUGAUGCCCUCUUGGCCACGUCGCGGCUCUUUCGAGCUUUUUGCCAUGGCCACCUCUCCAGUCAGACGUUAAAUCUCCUGCGACGUCAGCGGGCCUUCACCAGCUGCGAGCCGGCCGACUUCGUGAUGUACACAGGUACAAGCGGAAGAGAUAGCAGGCCCGUGCACGACUUGAGCAAGGCUUGGAUUGCGCGUGUGGCCGCGCUCUUCUUGGGGAAGCCCGGAGGCGAUAGUUGGGAGGACGAAGACCAGGACCGGGAUCUUCGAUUCCAGCAAGUCGUUUUGGAAGGGGUUUCUACGGCUGCCCUUCAACAAGCCUGGAAGCUUGGCCGAGAGAUCGCAAGUGCCGAGAAAGAGGCUCAUGAAUGUCGGCGUCAGCAUAUGGAAGAUAUGGAGCAGAAAUAUGCACAUGCUUCAAAAGAGGAGCAGAUCAGGGAACGCCGACAAAAGCUCGGCUUGGAGUUGCUGGACCAGCUUGGUGCCAAGGGUGGAAUGACAGAUGUUGAGAAACUGAAGCUCACCGAGGAACAGGAACCGCUGACAGCAGCAAAGCUCCCUCAGUGGUUCUGGGACGACCAUGACGAUUCGGACACUCUGCGUGCACGGCAGUUCUUCUACAUGGUCACUGGGCAUGAGCUUCCGGAAGACUACUUGGAACUAGUUCGACAGGUGAUCACGCACAAGGACGUGGGCGAAGCUGGUGUGAACCAUCAUUUGCUUUUCAUCCUGGCUCUGAUCACCGUCUCUGGUGAUGUUGUUUCCGGCAGUCAUCUUGAGGAGAUGCUUGCGCAUCUGCCAAGGGUGCGGCAGGUGGAGGGUCUGCGAAAGUUGCUGCCCAGAUCAAGUCCACCGCAGAUCCCGAGUCGCUUGGUCCUUGGUGGUCUUUCCUGGAGGCUCCUCUCCUGGUUGCAGGAGGCCUUCUGCCUAACCGGUGGCGAUGGUCCUCUCUUCCGCAGGCAUCUGCAGCUCCACGGUGGGCCGGUCCUCCUGGAGGGGAAGGCAAACAGCUAUCGAGUCCGGGUGCGAGGCUUGGGCCGGAAUCAAACGGUCUGCGAGGAGGACGUCGCCGCGGUCGAGAGAAUGCUGGUCCAAGUCGGAGGUCAAGCAAGCAGGGACGGCGCAGUCACACUUAGAGUCACUCACAUGAGUGAGAAGGAUGUGCUCAAGUUCCAGCGGCGCCUGGUGGUGAUCCGGGAAUCUCCCCUGGUGUUGGAAGUUUAUCGUCUAAGCUACUGA
Molecule: messenger RNA, 2253 nt
Organism: Symbiodinium sp. CCMP2592
Lineage: Eukaryota; Dinophyceae; Suessiales; Symbiodiniaceae
Source: the annotation of a GenBank genome assembly